AUGCAGUUCUUGUCGAACUUCUUUCUCCUAUCGUUACUGUCAUUCCAACAUGCCUUUGCUGGGUGGGAAAAGUCCACUUCCAAACCCAUGCUCCCCAUCAACGACCCCUUUUAUGUGCCUCCAAACGAGACAGAAUGGGGGUCUGACUGGAAAUCGGAAGAAGUUGGAACGAUUCUCAGAAAGCGCGAGGUUAUUAUCGGCACCAUCCUCCCAGGCUCCGAGAGUGAAGCCAAAGCAUACCAACUCCUUUAUAGAACGCAGGAUCUCAAUGGCAAAGCAGACGCCACAGUCACCACGAUCAUUAUCCCACUAGAACCCAACCUGAACCGAGUAAUUUCUAUUCAAAAUGCAUACGACUCUCCCGACCCAAACUGCGCCCCUUCAUACGGACUUCAAAGUGGAGCACAGGGGUGGGGAAGAUCUUGGAAUCAGGUCAAUCUCGCCUUCUUCUUGCCUUACCUCCGGAAGGGUGCAGUUUUGAAUAUCCCCGACUACGAGGGCAGUAAUGCUGCCUUUGCUGUGGGCCCCCAAAGUGCGUACCAGACUCUAGACUCCAUCAAAGCGGCCCUAGCAUCAUCAGAUUAUACCGGCAUCACAGACAACGCCAAUGUCAUUAUGUUCGGUUAUUCUGGUGGUGCAUUAGCGACCGAGUGGGCUACAGAAUUCAAGACUGAAUACGCUGAUGAUCUACCCAUCGUUGGGGCAGUUAUCGGUGGACCACCUGUAAACAUUGGCCAAACCUACCACAGCGUCAACGGCGAAAAGCUCUCUCAGCUAAAUGUCUGGGCCAUGCUCGGACUCAUGAACGCCUUUCCCGAAAUGGAUGAAUAUAUGCGAAAUGACUUGAAGACGGAAGGAUAUCAAGACAAGAAGUUCCUCCACGCCUUGACAAGGUGUUCUUACCCUGGGGAUACCCUUGUGCCGGAUUUGGAGUUUACCAAUAUUUCUUCCCUUUUCCACGGCGGCGAUGCGUUCUUGGAUAUCUUCGAGCAAAAGAUCACAGAGGUAGGCGUGAUGGGACUACAUAUCACUCCAGAAAGUGACCCUGGAUAUCCCUUAGUGUUUUUCUACGGAAGAAAAGACGAGGUUAUCGGACCGAUUUCUGGGGUUGAAGAGCUCAUCACAAAAUGGAAGCAAGAGACAAAUGUGGAUGUGCAAGAUUGGUCAAAAUUAAUGCCAUUCCAGGACCAUGCUACUGCGUUGCUAACCGGUUUGCCUAUGUCAUGGACCUGGAUGACCAACCGAUUUUGUGCUGUCGAGAAAUGCAAAGAUGAUGUCGACGACGUUGAUUUUGGACCGAAUAUGGAUGGACAGGUAGUUUUUAGGCCGAGCGAUGAGCUACGCUAA
This is a messenger RNA of Talaromyces amestolkiae, 1347 nucleotides long. RefSeq lists its product as uncharacterized. Gene Ontology annotation, molecular function: triacylglycerol lipase activity. The record is from RefSeq and is a predicted model, not a curated record. The coding region runs from base 1 to 1347 and encodes 448 amino acids. Lineage: Eukaryota; Fungi; Ascomycota; Eurotiomycetes; Eurotiales; Trichocomaceae. The transcript has a single exon. Gene Ontology annotation, biological process: lipid catabolic process.